AUGCUCGACAAAAAUCCAUCAUCACUUCUUUCUUUACCAGUCGAACUUCUUCAUCAUAUUUUUGAUCAUCUUGAUGUGCAAACAGUCCUACUUGCACUCAGUUCUGUAUGUACCCAACUACGAUCAGUGGUAUAUACAUACGAAAGAUACGUGCUUGACUUAAGAUCGAUUUCUAAAAAUGAUUUUUAUCAUAUAUGUUAUUUUAUUCGUCCUAUAAAUGUUAUUUCGCUAAUUUUAUCUGACAACGAAGAUACACCUGGUCAAAGUAAACUAUUUCUCUCCAUUUUCGACAUCCGUCAAUUCAUUCGGCUUCGAUCAUUAGCUUUGUUUCUCAAUGAUGAUGACAAUCUUGGCACUAUUCUAAAUCAUGCAAUCAACUGUUCUCUCAAUUCUCUCGUCAUUGAACGACCAUGUACUCAGACUCAUAGAAAUACAACAUUAAAUGCUCUUUCAUCAAUCAUGACAAAAUGCAGUCUUAGAACACUCACAUGUACAAUUGAUUUAUUGUCAGCAGAUAAAUUUAAAUGGCCUUUACAAUGUACUGUUGAACAUAUAAUAAUUGAUCGUUGUAUGCGCAAACAAUUCUGUCUUAUUCUUGAUAAUUUACCUAAUCUUCGCACUAUUAUCAUUCACAAUUUUAAUUUGGAUAUCAACCAUGAGUGUAAUUAUACACCAACACCACAUCUGCAACUAACUUCGCUUACAAUGAAACAAGUUUUCUUAUCGAUGGAUAAACUUGAGUCAUUUUUUUAUUGUACACCUUCACUCGUUCAUUUACGACUUGAAGGUUCGGCAGACAACAAUUUAUUCGAUGGGUCUCGAUGGGAAAAAUUGAUUCGAACAAAAUUACCAUUACUCAAUCAUUUUGAAUUUUGCUUUCGUUCUCAAAAUUCUCGUAUUAUUAAAUUAAGCACAGUUGAAUUUCGAACCCCAUUUUGGCUCGAAGAAAGACGUUGGCCUGUCAACUUUAUCUAUGAUACUUCAAUGGAAGAACUAUUAGUAUGUUCAAUACCAGAUUUUCUUGAGGAACUUGAAUAUCAAUUUUGUGGUCCCACUAUUGUAUCUACUACUAUGCACAAUAGUACGAUAACCAUGGCUCAUGUAAGUUGA
Molecule: messenger RNA, 1110 nt
Organism: Rotaria sp. Silwood2
Lineage: Eukaryota; Metazoa; Rotifera; Eurotatoria; Philodinida; Philodinidae
Source: the annotation of a GenBank genome assembly